ACGCGCUCCUCUUACCUGACUUUCUCACUCUAUUCUUCGCCCCCUCACUCUCUCAAACUAUUCCUUUCUCUCUCCACAAAAACAGAUCGUUGAUUGAAAAACAAGAAGGCAACGAAAGCAAUGGAGGAUAUAAAUUUUGGGAAAAAAUAGCAUCGAUUGCAUUUGCUCAAAACCCUAGAUUUUCAACAUCUUAGCUGAAAUCACCUCCUUCAUACAGGUCUCUAAACCCCUCUCUUUACAUGUGUAUUUGUAUGGGUUUCUUCAAUUUUUUCAAUUCAUUGCUGUAAAUCUGUACAUAAAGUAUCAAUUUUUCGUAUUAGGUUCUUAGUUUUGUGGAAUCCUAAUUUCUUAACAGAGGUCAACAGUUUUUGUGAGUUUUGGCUUUGGAAGGUCUAUCGUUAGCAAUUUUGAAUUGUGUGUUCAAAAGGGUAUUUGGAACUUGGAUUGAAUUGUGUGAUAUAUUAUGGAGAAUGAUAUGAGGGAUGAUAUGGUAAUGGAUCUUGAUUUAAACCAGGAACCUUCAGAGCCACCUGGUGGUGUAGGACUAGGAUCUUUAUUGAAUGAGUUGGAAACUGCCCACGGUCAGAUCGAAGAGCGGAUCCGACAACUUGAGGCAGUCACUGCUAGAGCUAGGCAACGCCAGAGGUGGCGACAAUCUCUAAAUCUUCCGGUAGCUAGUAAUAUUUCAACUGAACUGAUUGAUAAUUUGGGUGGUGUAGAAGUGCGUAAUGGGGAGAAUAGUUUAGGUGCCCAAGAAAGGGCAGCUGAUAGGGGCAAAAGUUGCAAAAGGGAUAGCUCCCAUUUGGUUGCGAAGGCGUUGGAAAUCGAUGCAGAUGUUAAGAGGGUCAGUAGUGCAGGUGGGAAUUUUUUCGAUUGUAAUAUAUGCUUUGGCAUGGCAAGAGAACCUAUAUUGACUUGUUGCGGUCACUUGUUUUGUUGGGCAUGCUUUCAUCAGUUGCCAUAUGCCUAUUCGAGUUCUAAGGAAUGUCCUGAGUGCAAGGGGGAGGUGACCGACACAAAUAUUACUCCAAUUUAUGGUACCGGAAACAGUGCCCAUGUGUCGGAGUCUAAGUCUCUCGUGAAGACACCCCCAAGGCCCCAAGCACACCGGAAAGAGAGUGUUAGGCAGCAGCGUGUUAGCCGGGUGGUGUCUCAUAUUCCGGUGGCAGAAGCACUUCGACGUAUUAGGACUGGGAUUAGUUUAACAAGGGAGCGGCCACAGAGACAGGAUCUUGACGGUGUUGGAAACAAUUCUGACAGAACUAGUAUGUUGGCGAGUCGUGCUCCCACUUCCGAGGUGUUGCCCAAUGCAGAGGUAGGCGGCAGCCGGCGCAUCCGAUCCCAUCAGUUUUCGAGGGUUUUAUCCGAAAGUGCUGCUUCACUUUCUUCAAUUUCAUCUGCACUGAGUAAUGCAGAAAGAUUAGUUGAGGACCUUGAAUCUUAUAUUCAUGACCGUGUUCUGCGCAGAACUGAUUCUGAUUCGCAGUUUUUAGGGGACUAUCUUACAAGUAAUUCUGUUGUUUUGCAAUCAGAACAUCAGACUGUGGGUUCCACUGCCGAGAUCAAUUCUUCAGAGCCCCCUUCUUCAUCUUCCUUAAGAGCAGAUGUCUCUGCUGUAGGUGUACACUUGGAAAACCUGACAACAGAUACAGCUCCUGAACUCAAUCUAACCGUGCCCCGUCUUUCUUCAUCUUCCAGGAGAAGAAGUGGUGCUUCUAGGGUUUCUGAUGUAGACAUUGGAUUUCUCCGUGAACGCAGAAGAAGAAGAUUAGGAUGAUGUAGUUUUUUUAAUAGCAAAAAAGAAGAAAGGUGAAAUUGAUACGUCUUCCUUUCCAAAAACUGCAAUUUAGUUGUAUUGCUGAUAAAUGAAGAUUCCUUUGUUUUGAAACACCAUGUUUGGGGAUGCAUAAAAAGUUGCCAACCGCCAAUGUAUGUAAUUUUGAGUUCACUGUGAAAAUCAUUAGUCUCAUACUUGGACAGAUUUGAUUA
Molecule: messenger RNA, 1989 nt
Organism: Cornus florida
Lineage: Eukaryota; Viridiplantae; Streptophyta; Magnoliopsida; Cornales; Cornaceae
Exons: 1
Coding region: 464-1777 (437 amino acids)
Biological process (GO): ubiquitin-dependent protein catabolic process
Cellular component (GO): endoplasmic reticulum
Molecular function (GO): ubiquitin protein ligase activity; ubiquitin-like protein conjugating enzyme binding
Source: RefSeq, a predicted model, not a curated record